AUGGCAUCAAACAGCCUCUUCAGCACAGUGACACCAUGUCAGCAAAACUUCUUUUGGGAUCCGAGCACCAGCCGGCGCUUCAGCCCUCCCUCCAGCAGCCUGCAGCCCGGCAAGAUGAGCGACGUGAGCCCGGUGGUGGCUGCGCAACAGCAGCAGCAGCAGCAGCAGCAGCAACAGCAGCAGCAGCAGCAGCAGCAGCAGCAGCAGCAGCAACAGCAGCAGGAGGCGGCGGCGGCGGCAGCGGCGGCGGCGGCGGCAGCGGCGGCCGCCGUGCCCCGGUUGCGGCCGCCGCACGACAACCGCACCAUGGUGGAGAUCAUCGCUGACCACCCGGCCGAGCUCGUCCGCACCGACAGCCCCAACUUCCUGUGCUCUGUGCUGCCCUCGCACUGGCGCUGCAACAAGACCCUGCCCGUGGCCUUCAAGGUGGUAGCCCUCGGAGAGGUACCAGAUGGGACUGUGGUUACUGUCAUGGCGGGGAACGAUGAAAAUUAUUCUGCUGAGCUCCGAAAUGCCUCUGCUGUUAUGAAAAACCAAGUAGCAAGGUUCAACGAUCUGAGAUUUGUGGGCCGGAGUGGAAGAGGCAAGAGUUUCACCUUGACCAUAACUGUCUUCACAAAUCCUCCCCAAGUAGCCACCUAUCACAGAGCUAUUAAAGUUACAGUGGAUGGACCCCGGGAACCCAGAAGGCACAGACAGAAGCUUGAUGACUCUAAACCUAGUUUGUUCUCUGACCGCCUCAGUGAUUUAGGGCGCAUUCCUCAUCCCAGUAUGAGAGUAGGUGUCCCGCCUCAGAACCCACGGCCCUCCCUGAACUCUGCACCAAGUCCUUUUAAUCCACAAGGACAGAGUCAGAUUACAGACCCCAGGCAGGCACAGUCUUCCCCACCGUGGUCCUAUGACCAGUCUUACCCCUCCUACCUGAGCCAGAUGACGUCCCCGUCCAUUCACUCCACCACCCCGCUGUCUUCCACACGGGGCACGGGGCUUCCUGCCAUCACCGACGUGCCCAGGCGCAUUUCAGAUGAUGACACAGCCACCUCUGACUUCUGCCUCUGGCCUUCCCCUCUCAGUAAGAAGAGCCAGGCAGGUGCUUCAGAACUGGGCCCUUUUUCAGACCCCAGGCAGUUCCCAAGCAUUUCAUCCCUCACUGAGAGCCGCUUCUCCAACCCACGAAUGCACUAUCCAGCCACCUUUACUUACACCCCGCCAGUCACCUCAGGCAUGUCCCUCGGUAUGUCCGCCACCACCCACUACCACACCUACCUGCCACCACCCUAUCCCGGCUCUUCCCAAAGCCAGAGUGGACCCUUCCAGACCAGCAGCACUCCAUAUCUCUACUAUGGCACUUCGUCAGGAUCCUAUCAGUUCCCCAUGGUGCCGGGGGGAGAUCGGUCUCCUUCCAGAAUGCUUCCGCCAUGCACCACCACCUCGAAUGGCAGCACGCUAUUAAAUCCAAAUUUGCCUAACCAGAAUGAUGGUGUUGACGCUGAUGGAAGCCACAGCAGUUCCCCAACUGUUUUGAAUUCUAGUGGCAGAAUGGAUGAAUCUGUUUGGCGACCAUAUUGAAAUUCCUCAGCAGUGGCCCAGCGGUAUCUGGGAGCCGCAUCCCAAAUGUAUCAAUAUAUACAUAUAUAGAGAGAGUGCAUAUAUAUGUAUAUCAAUUAGCUAUCUACAAAGUGCCUAUUUUUUAGAAGAUAUUUCAUUCACUCACUCAGUCAUGAUCUUGCAACCACAGGAGGGUAGAGAUACUGAGAAGCAAAAGGCCCGAGAGAGACCAUCCUAUUUAGGUUUCAGAUUGUUUUCUACUUAAAAUGUACUUUUACAAACCAAGGAAAAAGGUAUUUUUUUUUGUUGUGGUGUUGUUUGGCCUGUUAUCACAAAUCACCUGUUCCUAUGCCAAGUCAGAGAGGUGGACUCCAGGUUCAGGAGGAAGAAGAGCAAAGCCGCUUCCUCUCUGUGCUCUGAAACCACACACCCUCGCGGUAGCAGCUGUGUUUGGACCAGUGCACUCUGCAGACCAGCUUCCAAAGCCGGUCGAGGUGCACGU
This is a messenger RNA of Neomonachus schauinslandi (Hawaiian monk seal), 2050 nucleotides long. It is a transcript of the gene RUNX2, whose product is annotated as RUNX family transcription factor 2. Gene Ontology annotation, cellular component: nucleus. Gene Ontology annotation, biological process: neuron differentiation; regulation of cell differentiation; hemopoiesis. The transcript has 8 exons. The record is from RefSeq and is a predicted model, not a curated record. Gene Ontology annotation, molecular function: DNA-binding transcription factor activity, RNA polymerase II-specific; RNA polymerase II cis-regulatory region sequence-specific DNA binding; ATP binding. Lineage: Eukaryota; Metazoa; Chordata; Mammalia; Carnivora; Phocidae. The coding region runs from base 1 to 1569 and encodes 522 amino acids.